UUCAACCCCUUCCUCCGCCUCACUUUGUUCGCCCGACUCUGCUGCUCCUCUUAUCAACCCGGGCGCAACUAGCUUCGUCACGAGCCUAGAUAGCGACCGAGCUCUCCCUCCCAAGAUCAAUUACCGAACCCCGCCCGUCCGAGCUCCACGAUCACGAAAACACCGCCGCCCGUCAUGCGCGUGCUUGCCUCCCUGUCCCUGCUGGCUUCGGCCGCGGUAGGUGUCCUGGCUGCCGAAGAGCUUCAGAUCGACGUCACCCAGGCUGUCGAGUGUGAGCGCAAGACCAAGUCGGGCGACACCGUUCAUGUUCACUACACUGGUACCCUGAAGGAGAACGGCAAGAAGUUCGACAGCAGCCUCGACCGUGGCUCGCCCUUCAGCUUCGGCCUGGGCAGCGGCAUGGUCAUUCAGGGGUGGGACAAGGGCCUGCUGGACAUGUGUAUCGGGGAGAAGAGGACCCUCACCAUUCCCCCGAGCCUUGGCUACGGCGCAAGGGGCGCUGGCGGUGUCAUUCCCGCGAACGCGUGGCUUGUCUUCACCACGGAACUGAUGGGCAUCCAGGGCGUCCCCAAGCCUGAGAAGAUCGUCACCAAGGCGUCUGAAAGCGCCAGCUCGGCCAAGUCCGAGGCGACGGAGAAGAUUGCGGAGAAGGUGGCCGAGAAGGUUGCCGAGGCCGCCAACGUGGUCAAGACGAUUGUCCAGGAUACCGACUCUGACGCUCAGGAGCACAACGAGCUCUAAAUUGGUGUGCCCAUCUCACAGUGCAGAGUCGCAGCACACGCGCUGCUGACAACAGCAAACAACACAACCUUGCGAUGUUUGUUGUUACGCCAUGCAUCCAAGGCGGUCGCCAGGCAUGGUCGCAAAGUGGGAGUCAAUGUUGUGGAACCAGGCUUGCCAGACCCAUUGCUCGCGAUGGCCAGGGGGUCUUCAGUACGCCCUUUGAGUAAUUACUGGCAGGAAAGCUCGUAGUGCAACCUAAUGGACACACAUGAGAACAAACAAACAACAUACGUGCCAUGUGAUAGGGUCGAAAUUCCGCUGAAAUGACGCAUCUCUUUGUAAGUUGACUGCACA
Molecule: messenger RNA, 1077 nt
Organism: Gaeumannomyces tritici R3-111a-1
Lineage: Eukaryota; Fungi; Ascomycota; Sordariomycetes; Magnaporthales; Magnaporthaceae
Product: FK506-binding protein 2
Exons: 4
Coding region: 175-741 (188 amino acids)
Biological process (GO): protein peptidyl-prolyl isomerization
Molecular function (GO): peptidyl-prolyl cis-trans isomerase activity
Source: RefSeq, a predicted model, not a curated record